AUGGAGUUUCUGGGGACCACGCAGCUAGCCAGUUACUGUGGCACAAAGAAGAGCUGCCUGUUCCCAGACAUAGCUCCCACCAGCACCACCAAGGACACCUAUCAGCCCUACUACCUACCAGGCUACCGCUACCUCAGCUCCUGGAGGCCCAGUCCGCUUCACAAAGUGGUUCCGGUCCCUCCCAGCUCUGAAAAGCAAUUUAAUCCCACUGGGCGGCCGCCCACUAUUCUGCCCGCAUCACGCUCUACCCUACAUGCCCGCUACAGCACUCGUGACUGGCACCAUGCGAACAUGGUUCAACUAAAAGGCUCUGAAGCCUCCAGGUACUGUGCUGGUAGACUGAACACUGAUUCAAUGAGACUGAUGCAAGAUAAGGAUCAACUGACUUAUCAGAUGCAAGAAGACAGUAGAAGAAACCUGGGACAGAGGAUCUCUAACAUUGAUUUCUGGAGAUGUGAGCUCAGCUAUGAGCUAGAAUGUCUGCUGAAAGAGACCCAAGCCUUGGAAAAAGCAAAGCAGCGGCUCAAAUGUGCUGCAGAUGAAAUGCAAGGACCACUGAAGAUAGCCCUAGAAUGCUUGUACCACCGUGAGAAUCGGCAGGGUAUAGACUUAGUUCAUGAUGAUGUGGAAAAGAACCUCAUAAAG
This is a messenger RNA of Pelecanus crispus (Dalmatian pelican), 645 nucleotides long. Lineage: Eukaryota; Metazoa; Chordata; Aves; Pelecaniformes; Pelecanidae. The record is from RefSeq and is a predicted model, not a curated record.